UCGCAGCCACCAGUACUUUGGUGGCACUAGCCGAGCGAGCAAGCAAAAGCUUCCGCAAGAAACACUUUCGCUUAAGUGGCCUUGCCUCCCUGUUAAUCUAAGUUUCGCUACACGCGCCAUCUUAUACACAAGCACACACACCGUGGGCCAGUGCUAACUGCGGGAUAAUCUGCUACGUGCUCCAGUGAUCUAACUAGAAAAGGCUGUGCUCAACGCUAUGGCGAUACAGGGUCAUAUUUCGGACAUCGCAGUCGUGGCAGUGUGCCUGCUGGGGCUUCUUAUCGCUCACGACGGGGUGGCUUUGCCCGCGGGGACCGGCGAGGAGCCACGGAACACACGCAACUCGACUGACCUCUUUGCAUAUCCUGCCGAACAGUCGGGCAUCGAAUCAAAACAAAAUGCUCGAAACCGUACCCCUAUCUACAUUCCUGGAGGAUGCGCAGAGGAUGAAAUUUUCUACCCUGGCGAUCACGACCACGAUUGGGUUUGUGAUUGCAAGCCGACUUACAUUUACCAUCCGAGUUCGCAGCGUUGCUAUCAGCUGUACACGAAGGGAAACUGCGAAUCUGGCCAAAUCGUCUACAUCGAACCGAAUGGCAAAUAUCCGAGCUGCAUACCCAACCGAUGCCCUGAUGGUCAGGUGAUGUUCCAGAACCAGUGCGCCGUUCUAAACCAAGAGCACAGCCUGUGUCAUAUCGCCAACAUCAAGCUGGUCGUCGGAAUCAACGAGAGAACGCACGAACUGGAGUGCGUCAACAUUUCUGACGUGAACUUGAACAAAACUAUGCUCGCUACGCUGGAGAAAGUGAACAAAUUGGGUUCGAGCAUUGCACCAACUAGUCAUCUAACGAAUAGUUCUCUUCAAUUUACACCGUAACGGGUUUCGGAGAGCAGCUACAUUACUCAAUUGAUUUGAAACAGGAGCUUCCUGUUAGAAACUAGACUUGUGUUAAACAGGAAGAUAAUGAAUCAACUAGCGUAAUAGACAACGAAAAGAGAAUAAACACCUUAUCACAU
Messenger RNA from Anopheles aquasalis, 1017 nucleotides. RefSeq lists its product as uncharacterized. The record is from RefSeq and is a predicted model, not a curated record. NCBI's taxonomy places the organism in Eukaryota, Metazoa, Arthropoda, Insecta, Diptera, Culicidae.